Coffea arabica (coffee) is the source of this 1142-nucleotide messenger RNA. The record is from RefSeq and is a predicted model, not a curated record. Lineage: Eukaryota; Viridiplantae; Streptophyta; Magnoliopsida; Gentianales; Rubiaceae.
UAAUGCUUGUGGCAUAGAAGAAAGAAUCGCCUCAUUUUUCCCUUAAUCUCGGGAACUUUUCAGAUUGAGGCACACAUAAAUCAGCAAAUCCGAAAAAAUAAUAAUAAUAACGACCGGAAGAAUUCAGUCAAAUUUGGAAAUGGCGUGCAGGACUGUGUUCAGAACUGUAUUGACAGAAGCAUGGCGACCUUUGCCUGGAAAAUUAACAUCUUUUUCCUUUCCAGCCCAAAAAAUUCCAACGACUAAUUUGAGAUGUGGCUGUAAUGUUCCCAAGACUCGAAAUUUAUGCAUUGGGAGGAGAACCCGUCAUCCCAAUUGCUCCGAUAAUGGAAACCCGUCACCUUCAUCUGCAGAUGACCAAGACCAAGACCCCCCUCAAGAAGCUGUUCUCAAGGCUAUUUCAGAAGUUUCGAGGGCAGAAGGGAGGGUAGGACAAACGACAAAUGUGGUCAUUGGAGGUACAGUAACAGAUGAUUCAACUAAUGAGUGGCUUGCUCUGGAUAAGAAGGUGAAUUCCUACCCAACUGUCCGAGGGUUCACAGCUAUUGGAACUGGAGGUGAUGAUUUUGUACAGGCUAUGGUUGUUGCUGUAGAAUCAGUAAUUCAACAGCCAAUACCUGAGGGUCAGGUGAAGCAGAAACUAUCCUCUAGAGGCAAAUACGUGUCGGUAAAUAUUGGACCUGUCCAAGUUGUUUCAAGUGAGCAGGUCACUCUCUCUCUCUCUCUUUAUCUACCAACAUACAUAAAUACGUACGUAUGUAUGUGUGCAUGCGCAGCAUAUGUGUUUAAAUUUUCUUUGUGCAGUGAAAUAAACUAUUCUUUGAUUCAAAAAUGUUGGUGGAUACACCUUCUUGCUGUGUCUGAGCAAUGAGGAUUGGUCAAUGACUUUGAAGGCUUUCAGACGCGUAGGUUUUUUUUUUUUUUGGGUUAUUGUAGAUGUAGAAUCUAGUAACUUCGUAAUGGUUAAUCAACUGGUAUGUGUACUCUACUGCCUGAAAAAAGCACAUGUUGCUUUGUACUCUUAAUAAUCAACAGCAGUUGGCUAAAGAAAGAACCUGGCAGUUGUUAUUUGCGAUGAUAUGUGUAAUGUUACGUGCUCACGCACUAAUCAGCGACAUGACUUGAUUCGAUUUGAUUGUGCA